CGAGCUCGCACUUCGUUCCGUUCGCUUGUACCGUUCGCUUCGCAGCGGCGAAAACUCCGUACUUUCGAUACUUGGUAUCUCUCAGAUACUUUUUCAAACUCCAAAGACGAACAUUUGUAUAAUCGCAGAAAACUCUCACACAAAAAAAAAAUAUAAACAAAACCGAAUUAAAUGCAAAUACAGUUUACUUUUUUUUUUUGGUGCAUCGCAAGCCAAAAAUAAAUAAAUUUUGGUGUGGAUUACCAGUGGAUAAAGUGAGUGCUAAAAAUGGAUUAAACCAAGGGUUCACAUUAAUAAAUAAUAAUAAAAAACAAAAGCCCACACAAAACCAAACAAGCUGCAAAUUGUCACACAACGAUUAUGGAUUAGUGACUGUGAGAUUGUUGAGAAUCAUAUUUCGAAAACAUAAAUACAAUUUAUAGGACUAAGGAGACCGAGUUAAAAAUAUAUAAAUAAAGUAUCUCAAGGCCCAAAGAAAAGACAAGAAAAGCGAGAAAGUGAAAGUCGAGACUUGAGUUCUUCUCCCAUUGUAAAGGAGUUGAAGCACCAUGUUGCACAUGAUGCAGCUGCUCUUGCUGGCCAUGGUUGUGGGAAUGGUCAGGACGUCGCCUUACACUAGCUACCAGAACCAGCGCUUCGCAAUGGAACCGCAAGAUCAAACAGCAGUGGUUGGGGCGAGAGUCACAUUGCCCUGUCGGGUGAUCAAUAAACAAGGAACCCUUCAAUGGACCAAGGAUGAUUUCGGACUUGGCACAUCCCGAGAUCUGAGUGGAUUCGAAAGAUAUGCGAUGGUGGGCAGUGAUGAGGAGGGUGACUACUCGUUAGACAUUUACCCAGUGAUGCUCGACGAUGAUGCACGGUAUCAGUGUCAAGUUAGUCCCGGUCCGGAAGCCCAGCCGGCUAUAAGGUCUACAUUCGCCGGACUAACAGUUCUUGUGCCUCCCGAAGCGCCAAAGAUCACGCAAGGCGACGUUAUCUAUGCCACCGAGGAUCGCAAGGUGGAGAUCGAAUGCGUUUCGAUUGGUGGAAAGCCAGCUGCUGAGAUUACCUGGAUUGAUGGCCUGGGCAAUGUCCUAACGGAUAACAUUGAGUACACGGUGAUAACGCUGCCCGAUCAGCGGCGUUUUACGGCCAAGUCCGUCCUGCGGCUAACCCCGAAAAAGGAGCACCAUAACACGAACUUCAGCUGCCAAGCGCAGAAUACAGCGGACCGCACCUAUCGCACGGCGAAAAUACGUGUUGAGGUGAAAUAUGCGCCCAAGGUGAAGGUGAAUGUGAUAGGAUCUCUGCCGGGUGGUGCAAAUGGUGGAUUGGUUGGUGGCGGAGGUGGUGCUGUUCAUUUGGGCACCGGUUCCCGGAUUGUGGAGCACUCGCAGGUGCGACUGGAGUGCCGGGCAGAUGCGAAUCCCAGCGAUGUCCGGUACCGCUGGUUCAUCAACGACGAACCGAUCAUUGGCGGUCAGAAGACAGAGAUGGUAAUACGCAAUGUGACGCGCAAGUUCCACGACGCGAUUGUCAAGUGCGAGGUGCAGAAUUCAGUCGGCAAGAGCGAGGACAGUGAAACCCUUGAUAUAAGCUAUGCCCCCAGUUUCCGUCAGCGUCCUCAAUCAAUGGAGGCGGAUGUAGGCAGUGUUGUAUCCCUGACCUGCGAGGUGGACAGCAAUCCCCAGCCAGAGAUCGUGUGGAUUCAACAUCCCAGCGAUCGAGUGGUUGGUACCAGCACAAAUCUUACAUUUAGUGUGAGCAAUGAGACAGCUGGCAGGUAUUACUGCAAGGCCAAUGUUCCCGGAUAUGCCGAGAUAUCAGCGGAUGCAUAUGUUUAUCUAAAGGGUUCACCGUCAAUCAGUUCCCAGAGGACUCAAUACGGAUUGGUGGGCGAUACGGCCAGAAUUGAGUGUUUUGCCAGCAGUGUUCCACGUGCUCGUCACGUCUCGUGGACCUUUAAUGGUCAGGAGAUUAGCUCGGAAUCGGGACACGACUAUUCAAUUCUGGUUGAUGCAGUUCCCGGUGGCGUCAAAAGUACACUGAUCAUCAGGGAUAGCCAGGCCUAUCACUAUGGCAAAUACAACUGCACGGUGGUCAAUGACUAUGGCAACGAUGUCGCCGAGAUUCAGCUGCAAGCUAAAAAGAGCGUUUCAUUGCUGAUGACAAUUGUGGGUGGCAUUUCGGUGGUUGCAUUCCUGCUGGUGCUGACCAUCCUUGUAGUGGUCUACAUCAAGUGCAAGAAGCGUACAAAGCUGCCGCCUGCGGAUGUGAUUAGCGAGCAUCAGAUCACGAAAAAUGGUGGAGUUAGCUGCAAACUGGAGCCCGGCGAUCGGACCUCGAACUAUAGCGAUCUUAAGGUGGACAUAUCGGGUGGCUAUGUACCAUACGGCGAUUAUAGUACACACUAUAGUCCGCCCCCUCAAUAUCUGACCACCUGUUCCACGAAAUCCAAUGGCAGUUCAACCAUACUACAGAACAACCACCAAAACCAAUUGCAAUUGCAGCAGCAGCAGCAGAGUCAUCAGAGCCACCACCAGCACCACCAUCAAGGCUCCAAUCCACAAACGACAACUCUGCCGAUGACCUUUCUGACCAACAGCAGUGGCGGCAGCUUGACUGGCAGUAUUAUUGGAUCACGUGAGAUUCGCCAGGACAAUGGACUGCCUAGUCUCCAGUCGACCACCGCCUCGGUGGUUAGCUCAUCGCCAAAUGGCAGCUGCAGCAACCAGAGCACUACAGCGGCCACCACAACCACCACUCAUGUGGUGGUGCCCAGUUCGAUGGCCCUGAGUGUGGAUCCUCGCUAUAGCGCCAUCUAUGGCAAUCCCUAUCUAAGGUCCUCCAACUCAUCGCUGCUGCCUCCACCCACUGCCGUCUAAGGUGGAUCAGCAGCAGCAGCAGCAGCAGCAGCAGCAC
This is a messenger RNA of Drosophila eugracilis, 2901 nucleotides long. It is a transcript of the gene rst, whose product is annotated as irregular chiasm C-roughest protein. The transcript is spliced from 8 exons. Gene Ontology annotation, biological process: cell-cell adhesion. Bases 549 to 2864 code for a protein of 771 amino acids. NCBI's taxonomy places the organism in Eukaryota, Metazoa, Arthropoda, Insecta, Diptera, Drosophilidae. The record is from RefSeq and is a predicted model, not a curated record. Gene Ontology annotation, cellular component: cell-cell junction. Gene Ontology annotation, molecular function: cell adhesion molecule binding.